This is a messenger RNA of Oryzias latipes (Japanese medaka), 1677 nucleotides long. It is a transcript of the gene ube2na, whose product is annotated as ubiquitin-conjugating enzyme E2Na. The record is from RefSeq and is a predicted model, not a curated record. Lineage: Eukaryota; Metazoa; Chordata; Actinopteri; Beloniformes; Adrianichthyidae.
CUGCUGCGUCAUGACGCAGGCAGCCCGGAAGACGUUUGUUUGCUGUCAAUGCCAACGGCAAGGAGAAGACACCAAGAGCUAAAAGCCCGCAUUUGAGACAAGAUGGCAGGACUGCCCCGCAGGAUCAUUAAGGAAACCCAGCGCCUGCUUGCAGAGCCUGUUCCAGGCAUCAAGGCAGAGCCCGAUGAGAGCAAUGCCCGCUACUUUCACGUGGUCAUUGCUGGACCUCAGGACUCACCUUUUGAAGGAGGGACCUUUAAACUUGAACUGUUCUUACCAGAGGAAUACCCCAUGGCGGCACCUAAAGUUCGUUUCAUGACUAAAAUUUAUCAUCCCAACGUGGACAAGCUGGGGAGAAUAUGCCUGGACAUUUUGAAAGACAAAUGGUCACCAGCUCUGCAAAUCCGAACAGUCCUGCUAUCAAUCCAGGCUUUACUAAGUGCACCCAACCCUGACGACCCCUUAGCAAAUGAUGUUGCAGAGAAAUGGAAGUCCAAUGAAGCUGAAGCCAUAGACAUAGCCAAGACAUGGACCAGGCUUUAUGCUGGAAACAAAAACGAGGUGUAAAGCCGCUCAAGAAGUUGACACAAGUGAACGUCGAGUGUGUGAACACGACUCAUGUGCUGCCAAGACCUCCUCCUGCUUCACUUGCAUUUAAAGGACACGGCCUUUUAAUGUGUGCGUGAAAACAACUGCUAUACUGAGUGAAUCAAACGCACACACAAGUAAUAAAAUGACCUGACUUUGUCCUAACUCUCUACUAUUCAAUUGCAUGGGCAAAGGUUUUAGAUCUACUCACUUGGCUUUCUUUGUCCAUGGGGGGGAGGGAGGGAGGGAGGGGGGUGUCUUAUGUCCUACAUAUUUGGGUUGAUGUGCUUUUUUUUUUGUCUUUUGGGGUGGGGGGCAGAGCAUCUGACCGAGUGGGGAUGAGAUUGACUAGGUAUUGUCAAUAUAAUGUACUUUUUAUGUUUCUUUUAACUUUCUUUUGUUAUUUCAUUGCUUUCUUUGGUUUACUAAAAGCAGCUAACUACUACUAGUCCACUGUAUGUAGACUCUCACCCAGAUGGCUUUGUCGUGUGCAGCUCACCCAAUAGGACACUCGAGCAGUCAUCGCCUUGAAGUCAAUUUUUUUGGGGUUCAUUCGACUCAAGUUUUAGGACUAAAGCCCAAAUGGAGCCUGCCGCUGUCGCCGUUUUUAGUUGCUCUCGGAUUAACUGCAGGCCGUGUCGUGGGUACAGUGGGAAUUAAGGACCUGUUCUUUGUUUUAGCACAUACUGUAUGUUACUACACUAUAGACGCUUUUGUACUUUUCUUGCUCAUGCUCUACUAACUGUUCUUGCUCUUCCCUCCCAUAUGUCAUCUCAGCCAUUCUGUCUUGCCUACCCUCAGUGAUAUUUAUUUCACAACUGAGCCAUCUAUUUUUAUUUUUUUUUUGUUCUUCGGUGAUGUGAUUGGAAAUUGGGGUUCUAGAUUUGAGUAAGAAAGGCUAGAUUGUCGGUGGAAUAAAUUCAGAUCAGUAAAAGCUUGGACUCUGGACUGCUGAGAAUGGUCUGCAUUCAGUUCACUGUGUAAAUUCAUACUAUAUGUUUCUGAGGAGAAGUUUUCUUGCCUCAGACUAUUAUGUAACUGUUCACCUGCAUACUUGUAUGUUCUGUAAAUAAAUUCUGUUGAUUAAUA